This is a messenger RNA of Camponotus floridanus (Florida carpenter ant), 1787 nucleotides long. RefSeq names its product leucine-rich repeat-containing protein 15. The record is from RefSeq and is a predicted model, not a curated record. Lineage: Eukaryota; Metazoa; Arthropoda; Insecta; Hymenoptera; Formicidae. Bases 1 to 1749 code for a protein of 582 amino acids. Gene Ontology annotation, cellular component: extracellular matrix. The transcript is spliced from 8 exons. Gene Ontology annotation, molecular function: protein binding.
AUGAGGAUGCAACCGCGAGCGAUGAAGAAUGACAGCCGGCCGCGCAUCCUCAGUCACUUUAUUCCACCUACGCUGUGUCAUCAUCUGGUCCUGGUGAUGCGUGACAUGACCGACUUAUCUUCAAGACUUUAUUGCGUAAUUGUUCUAUUCUCGUUAUGCGAGACGAAAACGUACUCUCUAGUUUCGUAUACUUGCACGACUGCAAGUACGCGAACAUUAACAGAUUCAGAACGUUCAUCUUCGGAAUCGAUAUCUAUUUUCGAAGAAAUGGAGAACCGAUUGUCGAGCCUCGAACGGAAAUUGCGAACGGUCGAACAGCCAGUUUGGCAGAUUAGCUUGAGAGAAGAGGACUGGGAGAUUUGCGCGGAAGGACCAUGCAAAUGUGUACCGGAAGUGAAAUCAGUGUCUUGUUGGAGAUACGAUCUCUUGGACCUACCUUCGUCGCAACUGGUUCCCGCCGAUGUAUUAAAACUGGAUCUUGGAAGUAAUCGACUUAGUAUUCUACAUAGAGACACAUUUAAAAACAUGACGCAGCUGUACCAUUUAGAUCUGAGCAGCAACCUUAUCGAGCAUUUAGCAUCGAAUUUACUCUUGCCACUGCACGGUGUCGCAAAUGUCAGGCUUAGUAACAAUCUCUUGAAGGAAAUUCCACGAAAUCAGUUCAUCGGAUUAACAAAUCUUCGAAUACUCGAUCUGUCAUCGAACAAACUUCGUAGUUUGCCGGGAGAUCUUUUUCUGAGCAAUAAACUUUUGGCUUUAUUAGAUCUCUCGUCCAAUCACAUCUCAUCGUUAUCUCCCAGUAUAUUUCGUGGUCUUGGGAAUCUCGAAGAAUUAUUGCUCAGUAAAAACCGGCUAAUCAGAUUACCCAUUCCAAUUUUCCAAGACACGAUUAAUUUGAGACGCCUUGCACUCGAAGAAAAUCGUGUGAAAGAGCUGCCUAACGGUAUAUUAAGAAAUCUAACUUCUCUCAAAGAGUUAGAUAUGAGAGAUAAUCGAUUAACAGAUAUAUCUAAAGGAUUAUUCUCAGCCCUUGUACAACUAGAACUUCUGGAAAUAUCAAGCAAUAGAAUAUCUCGUAUUGAUACAAGAGCCUUUCUCAGCAUGACAGCGCUUCGAGAACUCCGGCUAGGACAUAAUCAUAUAAAAUACUUGCCACCUGGAUUAUUCAACAAUUCUAUGUCUUUACAACGUCUUAUCCUCUAUGGUAAUCGUAUAGAAAUCUUAAUAAGAGGUGUCUUUCGUGGAUUAUCUAAUGUCACCUCUCUUUUCUUGCAAUCUAAUCGAUUAAGAGUGGUGCAGUCAGGAGUUUUCGAGGAUACGCCGAGAUUGCAGAAACUGCAAUUGGAAUCAAAUGACAUCUCUUUUCUGCCAGCUGGCAGUUUGGAUGCCAUAUUGAUGAUUCAACAGAUACGUUUGAAUCGAAAUCCUUGGCAUUGCGAUUGUCGUGCCUCUUAUAUCGUCUCUUGGCUGCGCAGAAGAUUCGCCAGUUUCAUGAAUUUAACUAAUUCGUUGCAGAUACAACAAGCUUUGAUCUUGACAGGUAAUUGGAGUAUUUGGGAAUUUGGAGCUGGUGCAACAUGUAGAGGUCCUAGAAUUUUAGAUGGACAGUCGUUGCUGCGGUUGACCUUUCACGAACUCUGCGAAGGUCAAUGGGCUUCCAUGAAGGGUAUCGUACCACGAUUACCUCUCGAUGUUUUAAUGCCAUUCAUUACGUCGCGUGAAGUCAGAAAAGACACAAUUUUAACAUAAUUUUGGGAUAAUUUUAAUAUAAUUUGAUUAAAUAUUAC